GGGUUAGUUUCCAGCGUGUCAGCGGGCAGGACACUGGAGAGCCGCGGCGGCGGCCUGCGGAAAGGGGCUGGGUCCACUGGAUUCCCCGCCUCUGUCGAGCCAGGAGGCGCGGUGCCGCUUGACGUUCGGCGGGCUCUGCGGCGUAGCGGUCCCGCUGUCCCGAGGGAGCGGCCUGGCGUCCCAGGCGGACAGAGCCCUCACCGGCCCCAGGUUGUCGGCGCGCGUGCUCGGCUUUGCGCGCGCUCACCUUGGCUCCUACUGUCGCUCCUGCCCUUGAGGUCUCACUAUCAUUGCCACUUAGGAUUUUCCUCCGUGGACGUUUGGGAAAAGGGACCUGGGGCUGAUAGAUAUUACUCGAGAGGGCCUCCCGGCCCACCAUAGGGGCCUAGGACUUCGGACAUCGGAGCGGGGAGACGAAUGGAGGGAAGCCUGCGGGACAACCGUGAAUGUGCUGUGCGGUGACAAGGGGAAUCUGGCACUCUGCCUCCAGGGGCCUGGAAGCAAGAGGUUGCAGAAUUCAGCUACAAUGGGGAAUGUCUUUGAAAAGCUGUUUAAAAGCCUAUUUGGGAAAAAGGAAAUGCGGAUUCUCAUGGUGGGCUUAGAUGCAGCUGGCAAAACGACGAUCUUGUACAAAUUGAAGCUAGGAGAGAUUGUGACAACCAUCCCUACCAUAGGUUUCAAUGUGGAGACAGUAGAGUACAAAAACAUCAGCUUCACAGUCUGGGAUGUUGGUGGCCAGGACAAAAUUAGACCUUUGUGGCGACAUUACUUCCAGAACACUCAAGGUCUGAUUUUCGUGGUUGACAGUAAUGACCGAGAGCGGGUCAAUGAGGCCCGGGAAGAAUUGACCAGAAUGCUAGCAGAAGAUGAGCUCAGAGAUGCAGUCUUGUUGGUGUUUGUAAACAAACAGGAUCUUCCUAAUGCUAUGAAUGCAGCAGAGAUCACAGACAAGCUUGGCUUACACUCCCUUCGCCAGAGAAACUGGUACAUUCAGGCUACCUGUGCGACCAGUGGAGAUGGGCUUUACGAAGGCCUGGACUGGCUCUCCAACCAGCUCAAAAACCAGAAGUGAUCAGAAGCAACCCAUUCCCCAUGCAUUGUGGCAAAGCCAGCUGGCCUUUCCCGUGUGCAUGUGAGCGUGUGAGGAGCCCAGGGGGCUGUGUGGCUGGAGUGGGGGCAGCUUUCUCACACCGUGCCUUAUACACGCUAUACGAAAACCAGUAUUCCAUUUUAAGAAAACCAGUGUUACAUUUUGAAUGCUACCUUCCAUUUCACUAGCUUUGAUGGUCAUUUUUGCUGAGGCCUCCCUGGGUGUGAUAGCCAGAGAAUCUCUAGCCUGGAAAAGAAGAAAGCAGGAGCCAGACAGGUCCUGUUGUUGCCAACCUGGGUCUGGCCUCUCCAUACACCCAGAAUUCUGUUGGACGUCAGUGUCCUUUUAUAAAAGGAAAGGAAGGAUCUGUCAUUCUUUCCAUUGUGCCAAAGCUAGCAGCUCACUUGUAGUGCUUUAAAGCUCCCGAGAAGAAAAGAUGCAUUAUUACCACGGGUGUGAGGAAGUUCAGAGGGACUACUUCCCCAAAGUUCUGUUAGCUCAGACUGACUCAUUUAGGUGGUUUUAGCCCAAGGAAUCAGUGACCUUUUUCAUUAGAGUAUCAAGACUGUAACACUAGAGAAGUUUCCAGCCUGCUCCAAACGUGCCAAAUGGAAACUCUGUGGGCUGCUGGCCCAGCAGGAGGCAGGACUCUUCCCUUAAGCCUCAUGGUCCACGGUGGAGUGAAGGUUGGCUGGAGGAAGUGAAGGGAGGUAGCUCUUGUGUUCUGGCGUCAUGGCUCAGGCCCUUGAGGCUGCUGCUCCCACUUCUCUGCUCUGUGCUGAGUGUUGUUCACAUGAAGCAGACAGUUGUCCUGGGUGGAGUUGUCACUGUGUCCCGUUGUCCCAGUCUACUGUAGGCAUUUGGUUAGUAUCUGUUUCCAGAACUGCGCACCGUGAGUUCUGAGAGUUUGUGAGAAAGUCGGGAGGUUAAUGUAGGAGAUGAUGUUCCCAGUGGCCCCGAUACUCCCUGAGAUGGUGCUAAACUGUGCUCCGAGAAGCAUCUUUCACUUAGACUGCUCUCGAGGCAUAGGCUCCCUCCUCAAUGGCAGCGGCAUCUGAAGAGUGGCUUGGAAGUGUGUGCUGUGUUGUCUUGCAGAUGUAGUGAUAGGAAGGCCCAGAGAGGAGCUGGCUUCAGCCCUAAGCCCUCUGGCCACACAGCUCUGGGCCACAUUUGUACCUAAGCCCUUUUACUGCUUAACGUUUUAAAACUCCUUUCAGAAAAAAAUUGAUCCCUGCUGCUACAGGAGGGGGAACACAAGCUGAACUUCAAAUAAAUCUUGUUCAUUGGUAACAAAGUUAUACUAGGAAAAAAUUCCAUGCCAUUGUAAAUGUGGGCUGUAAUGUUUUUCUUUAAAAAGUAUCUUAAAGAAUGUUCAUUGCAAUACUGGUGACUAAGUCCAGAUGUGAUUUUUAAUCACAGAUGAAUUCCUGAGAAAUGUUGAAAUUGUACACCUCCCAUUGGCUGGGAGCUCUUGCCCUUUGUAAUUAUGCUUAGUGUGCCUGGCCUGGUGCUGGGCUGCGGUAAACAUGUGGUGAUUGGUUAGACAAUAAAGAACUUACUGGGAAGUAGACAUGGUCAUGUUC
This is a messenger RNA of Mus musculus (house mouse), 2673 nucleotides long. RefSeq names its product ADP-ribosylation factor 2 (gene Arf2). Gene Ontology annotation, biological process: protein transport. The record is from RefSeq and is marked validated. Lineage: Eukaryota; Metazoa; Chordata; Mammalia; Rodentia; Muridae. Gene Ontology annotation, molecular function: GTP binding; GTPase activity. Gene Ontology annotation, cellular component: Golgi apparatus. Bases 527 to 1072 code for a protein of 181 amino acids. The transcript is spliced from 5 exons.